Xenopus laevis (African clawed frog) is the source of this 970-nucleotide messenger RNA. Its product is annotated as olfactory receptor 1019. The record is from RefSeq and is a predicted model, not a curated record. The coding region runs from base 1 to 951 and encodes 316 amino acids. Lineage: Eukaryota; Metazoa; Chordata; Amphibia; Anura; Pipidae. The transcript has a single exon.
AUGGGAAGAGAAAACCAGAGCUCUGCAAAGGACUUCAUUUUAUCUGGUCUCACAGAUAACCCAACUUUACAGCAAAUACUAUUCUUCUCCUUCCUUCUCAUCUAUAUUACCACUAUUCUGGGAAACGUUGGCAUUAUGGUCAUCACCAAGACGGAGGCAAACUUAAACACACCUAUGUACUUCUUCCUUCGUCAUCUUUCAUUUUCCGAUCUCUGUUACAGUUCCGUAAUAACGCCUGAAAUGUUAGCAAACUUCCUGAGGAAAGAGAAAGUUAUCCAACUGGCCGGCUGUGCUGCCCAGAUGUUUAUCUUUGUGACAUUUGGGGCUAUGGAGUGCUUCCUUCUUGGGAUCAUGGCCUAUGACAGAUAUUUGGCUAUAUGUCAACCGUUACACUACCAUGUUACUAUGGACAACAAAGCAUGCAUGACAUUUGUAGGGGCAGCAUAUAUGGGCAGCCUUCUCAAUGCCUUGGUUCAUACCACAGGGACCUUCUCAUUAAGCUUUUGUAGAUCCAAUAUUAUUAAACAUUUUUAUUGUGACAUACCACCAUUAUUGAGACUAUCAUGCUCAGACACGACCAUUAAUGAAAUUCUUUUAGUUGUCUUUGGUAUCAUGACUUCCUGGUUCUCUCUACUCGUCAUCAUUAUCUCUUAUGGCUACAUCAUUUAUGCCAUAUUUAAAAUGCAUUCAGCAAGUGGAAGACGGAAGGUCCUCUCCACUUGCACCUCACACUUUACUGCUGUGAGCAUGUUUUAUGGUGCUCUCUUUUUUAUGUACUUCCGUCCUGCCACAUCUUUUUCUGUGGGCAAAGACAGUAUAGCUUCUAUGUUUUAUACAAUCUUCAUUCCAAUGUUGAACCCCUUGAUUUAUAGUCUAAGAAACAGAGAUGUAAAGGAAGCUUUGGUGAAAGCUAUAAGGAGGACAUUCUUUAAAGCUGGUCAUCAAAAAUAAGGCUGUUUUGUAACAUUGA